CAUGCGAUGGGACCUGCGCAUGAAAUCCUGAAACCUGCCACAGUUAGCGAACACACGGAGAGCGCGGAGACGGACAGUGAGCGCGCUCAUGAUGAGAACAGCCCGUUCAAUUACCCGUGUGCCCCCUUUGGACACUCCCUUCUCACUCCAGUGCUUACUCUACCACGAAAUCCAGCGCUGGAUUCCAAGAUACUACUGCUCGCCUGGAGAUUUAAAACUGGACAGAGGCAUGAUAGUCCAGUACAGAAGACGGAGGGAUGCGAGUGCGUUUGGUGCGAUGAUUAACAUCCCGUUUUUGCCUGUGUGCUCCUGAGAAGAACGGAAAGACAAGUCAAGUGUUCUAGCACUCAAGACAGCUGAUGAGGAGCAGCAGGAAGAAGAAAUCUGACAAAGUAUGGCUGCACCUGAUCUUUUAGAUCCUAAAUCAGCCACACACAACACCAAACCACGGCUGUCGUUCUCCUCCAAGCCCAUUGUAUAUAACUUGGCGGAUGAUUGUGAUACCAUAACCACCGUAAUGAAGUGGAAAACAGUAGUGGCAAUCUUCCUGCUGGUUGUUCUGUAUCUGAUAAUAGGAGCCACGGUGUUCAAAGCCCUGGAACAGCCCAAGGAGAGCUAUCAGAAGAACCUCAUCAUUCAAAAGAAAAUUAACUUCCUUUCCAGGCAUGCCUGUGUCAAUGCCUCUGAACUGGAGGACCUGGUCAAGCAAGUGGUGUUUGCUAUCCGGGCCGGGGUCAAUCCUUCGGGUCACCCCUCCAAUGAGAGCAGCAUGUGGGACCUCAGCAGCUCCUUCUUCUUUGCAGGGACUGUCAUCACCACUAUAGGCUUUGGAAACGUCUCUCCACACACAGAAGGAGGCAGGAUCUUUUGCAUUAUCUAUGCCCUGCUGGGGAUCCCUCUCUUUGGGUUCCUAUUGGCUGGAGUGGGCGAUCAGCUGGGAACCAUAUUUGGCAAAGGAAUCGCCAAAGUGGAAAAGAUGUUCGUGAAAUGGAACGUGAGCCAAACUAAAAUCCGUGUGACAUCCACGGUCCUGUUCAUCCUGUUUGGGUGCCUGCUGUUUGUGGCCCUUCCCGCCCUCAUCUUCCAACACAUUGAAGGCUGGAGCACUCUGGAGUCCAUCUAUUUUGUUGUCAUCACUUUAACCACUAUUGGAUUUGGAGACUUUGUGGCAGGCGGCUCUGAGAUUGAGUAUUUGGACUAUUAUAAGCCCAUUGUGUGGUUCUGGAUCCUGGUGGGUCUUGCCUACUUCGCUGCAGUUCUCAGUAUGAUUGGAGACUGGCUUCGGGUCAUCUCCAAGAAGACCAAAGAGGAGGUGGGAGAGAUCCGCGCUCACGCUGCAGAAUGGACAGCUAAUGUGUCAGCAGAAUUCAAAGAGACACGUCGCCGCCUGAGUGUGGAAAUUUAUGACAAGUUUCAGCGAGCAGCGUACAUCAAGCGCAAGCUGUCAUCAGAGCUAGGCCAAAAUCCAGGACAGGACAUGAUGCCAUGCAAGAGAACCCUGUCUGUAAACUUCACAGAUGAACUUGAGAAAGAUGGUCUCCCAACCUUGACCAAAAACGGCAGCCUGUACCUGAACGGUCUUACUCCGGACUGCCCCGAUCACGGCGAGAUAUCCAUCAUUGAACAUCUCAAAUAAAGCUCAAGCUUCUCCUGCACAUGUGAAAACAGAACAGGAAGAUACAUUUGUGUCCACAAAAACUUUAUCAGAAGCGUUCAUAUCUUUCCUGGAUGUAUACUGAUCUACUAGAAUCAGUGAGAGGGUGACUUUAUGCCUUGUGACAGUCAGAUGAAUCUGUCUAUACAUUUUGUAGGAAUUAAGAUGUUUGAUAAAGUCUGUAUUCUUGAGCAAAACAUGAAAGCAACUUUUAUUAUCCAGUGAAUUAUAUUCGUGCCUUAAAAUCACCAGGAAUGGACUUCCCAGAAGCUGCUACACUGAUACUGAAAAACGAAUCUUGUCCAAACACUAGCAAAUGUAAUUGGUUUUUGGAUGCGUAUCCCAAGCCCAGCAUCUGUGAUCGUCUGUUAAAAAACCAUUACAGGGUAUCAGGCAAGAAUGUCUGAGCAUUUAUGCUACUGACAGAGCUGUGACUGGUGGUUCACCAGUUUAGUUUAUAUCUUUCAUUAGCACAUGGAUUUUUUUUUAAAUCCACAUACACAUUCUGUUUAAAAGCAGCUGUGACCGAAAAUAUAUGAAACAGUGUUGGAGUGGAAGAAUCUCAGCUUGUUUCAUUGCAUAAAUUUAGAUGUGAUUUGCACCAAUAGAAUGAUUCUGUAAGCAAAUGAAAGUUUUUGACUGAAUUGGUCAUAAUUGGAAAUAUGUCCAAUACACAAUCAUUAACAUUUCAUUGGCUGCUGAAUAAAGAAAGUUCUGUAUUAAUGCAAUGUAUAAAUAUAUUUAUAGCAUACAUACAUUGUAUGGCAGUUA
Messenger RNA from Carassius carassius (crucian carp), 2425 nucleotides. Its product is annotated as potassium channel subfamily K member 2-like. NCBI's taxonomy places the organism in Eukaryota, Metazoa, Chordata, Actinopteri, Cypriniformes, Cyprinidae. Gene Ontology annotation, biological process: potassium ion transmembrane transport; stabilization of membrane potential. The transcript is spliced from 7 exons. Gene Ontology annotation, cellular component: membrane. Gene Ontology annotation, molecular function: outward rectifier potassium channel activity; potassium ion leak channel activity. The record is from RefSeq and is a predicted model, not a curated record. Bases 395 to 1636 code for a protein of 413 amino acids.